GGCCGUUGCGGCGGCCGUUGGCGGCCGUUGGGCGCUGCGGCAGGUGGCGGCCGUUGCCCCGGUGCCGCUGGGGCCUUCGGGCCGUGCCCUGCGGGCAGCGUGAGGCGCCGGGCGGGGAGCCCCAGCGCUGCCCGGGGGUUGUGAAGGAAGGAGGGGAGGGGGGGUGUGGAGAUGGAGAAGUACCAGGUCCUCGGCUUCCUCGGGAAAGGCAGCUACGGGGUGGUGACCAGGUGCCGGCACAAAGAGAGCGGGCGGGUGGUGGCCGUCAAGAAGUUCCUGGAGAGCGAGGAUGAUGCGAUGGUGAGGAAGAUCGCCCUGAGGGAGAUCAAGCUGCUGAAGCAACUCAGGCAUGAGAAUCUCGUGAACCUGCUGGAAGUGUGUAAAAAGAAGAAACGGUGGUAUCUGGUAUUUGAAUUCGUGGACCACACAGUGCUUGAUGAUCUUGAGGCAUUUCCAAAUGGACUAGACUACAGCAGGGUUCGGAAAUACUUAUUUCAGAUUUUAAGAGGAGUAGCAUUUUGUCACAGCCAUAACAUAAUACAUCGGGAUAUUAAGCCAGAGAACAUCCUAGUCUCCCAGUCGGGAGUUGUAAAACUGUGUGACUUUGGUUUUGCUCGCACGUUGGCAGCUUCUGGGGAAGCUUACACGGACUAUGUGGCAACCCGAUGGUACCGAGCCCCAGAGCUGCUGGUGGGAGAUACCAAGUAUGGCAGGGCUGUGGAUGUGUGGGCUAUUGGCUGUCUGGUCACGGAAAUGCUCACAGGAGAGCCCCUGUUCCCUGGAGAUUCAGACAUUGACCAGCUCUACCAUAUCACCAAGUGCCUGGGUAAUUUAAUUCUAAGACACCAAGAGUUAUUCUAUAAAAACCCCCACUUCGCUGGCAUGAGGUUGCCUGAAGUGAAGGAGGUUGAAUCUCUGGACAGACGAUACCCCAAGCUCUCUGCUGCAGUGCUGAAUUUAGCCAAGAGGUGUUUGCAGAUUGACCCAGACAAAAGACCAUCUUGUGCUGAACUCUUGCAGUGCGAUUUCUUUAACGAGGAUGGAUUUGCUGAAAGAUUUGCUCAGGAGCUUAAACUAAAGAUUCAGAAAGAUGCCAGAGACCAUCAAUUACAAAAAAAAUCAAAAACCAGCAGAAAGGAUAAAGAUGAUGCUUUAGAAGAAAGAAAGAUGCUUGGUGUCCAGGAUUUCAACAUUGACCCAAAGAGCAGUGAUGCAAAGCUGUUCAAAGCGAAGUGCUCUAAAGCUGAUGGAGAGAAAGCAGAGCGAUCUUCCAACCACAGCUCCCUGUAUGACAGUGCAAUCAACCCAUUUAAAAUAGGCCCUCAAACCAGCCUAAAAGAUUCCAGCAGCAGCUUGGACUAUGCCAAGAACACAGGCAUAGUUAUUCCUCCCAUCAACCAGAACAUUUCUCCCACUAUGGUUGGGAUGGGGCCUCUGCCUGGAAACCAUAACUACAGAGUUGAUGAAAAGAGCAAAAAAUACUUGAACCCAUUUCUAAAGCAAAGGAAGCGUUCUCCAGCAGGCCAUUAUAGUGUAAGCUUGACAUCGGUUUCUAAUGACAAGAACAUCCUUCAGGCAAACAAGAAAAAAUGGGAGUUCUCCAAGGCAGACGUACGUUUGCCAGAACUAAAUCCUCUCCCUGAACUGAGAGGAGUGGACGCGUGGCAUCCCAGAUAUCUCAAAAAGGAAAAUAAAACAGUUUCAGAGUCACGGGUCCCCUACCUUGCUGCUAUUGAUCUCCAUAACCCAAGUCUGGCCUCACAGCAGAUGUCAGGGAACUCGAUGCCUGAUGCAUCAGAAGCCGGUUUCCCUAGAGUUGAGCACUAGCAUUACAGAGAAGAUCACACUUGCCUUUAAAAGGUGGCUGACACAGUGGGAACAACCCACCCGAAUUUCCAGGUGCUAACACCAGGCGGUCAUCUGGAGAAGAAAGGAGGACUUAUGUUAGCCACUGGACUGCGAUGGGAAGUGGCUUGGGUCCAGCCCGAGGACAGAGCUCUUGCAGCCAUUGCUGCUGGAUUUCUUGCAUGCGAAACAGCUCUCAAAAUGCUGACUUCCUGGCUUCGGGCCAGGCUGCUCAGAAAGAAAUAGUGAUUGUCAGUGUGUGAUGGGCAGAAGCUGCUCUGGAGUAUUUCAGAAGAGGCUGGGCUUGCUUUUUUCUUAACUACUGCCCUCACAAGGGGGGGGUUCUUUUUAAAUGAGUGGUGACGAAAGCAGAUACCUGCUGAAUUUGGUAUGUUUUGGUGGGCUACCUGCUCUGUACUGGAAAGCACCUUUGCCUCGGUAAAAAUAUCCACGAAAAAAUUGUGCAAGAAAUGUAAA
Molecule: messenger RNA, 2322 nt
Organism: Anas platyrhynchos (mallard)
Lineage: Eukaryota; Metazoa; Chordata; Aves; Anseriformes; Anatidae
Gene: CDKL2
Product: cyclin dependent kinase like 2
Biological process (GO): protein phosphorylation
Cellular component (GO): nucleus
Molecular function (GO): protein serine/threonine kinase activity; ATP binding
Source: RefSeq, a predicted model, not a curated record